UUGCGUACAUUUAACUGUAUUUGAAUAACUUCCAGCGAUAAAACUGAUAAAAACAAGAUAAAUUUUAAUAUUAUUUAUUGAACGGCAUUUUUGGAAUUUUCUUCGCUUUGAUAGGCUUAUUUUUGUUCCAUAUUGCUUACCGUCAUAUUUAUUGAUUUUAUCUUAAAAAUAUGCCUACUGGACGAUCCAAACGACUGGACCCAAGAACCAUCCGCUUUACACGGGAUUCAGUUUAUGACACGUUUGAAGAUAAGAGACAUUUAGAAGAUACACUGAAGGAUUUAAAAGACGGGAAAUAUGAUGUAGAAACAAUACCAAGAAUUACCGUUGUACCAAAAGAUGGAGUGUACUUUUCUCUUAACAACAAACGCUUAUGGGUUUUUAAAGAGUACGCAAAAUUUGUAGAAAAUACGAAAAAUGAGGUGUUACAGGUGCCGGUCAAAUUCGGUACAUUAAAAAUGUUAAUUUCCAGUGGUAUGACAACAACAAAUGAAGGUGAAAAGGUAAUGGUUCGGGCUAAAGGAUCCGAAGAAUACCACACGAGUAUUGAGACUGUAAGAUUGUCCGAUGUUGUUUACAGUACCGACAAACUUUAUCGAUUUAGUAAAUAUGACGGUGGCCAUUAUGAACGUUCUACAAUAUAUGACGAAUUUGAAAGAUUCUCAUCUAACAUACAUGAAACUAAACAAUUACCAACUUUGAAAGUGGUGAAAAGAAAGGGUCAGUUAUAUGCUUUAGAUAACUUACAGCUUUGGCUGUUGAAACAAUGGUAUCAAAGAAACGGUCAGGCUAUUGAAGACGAAACUCUUUCUAAGGAUGCAUCUACAGAUAACAAAACAGCAAGUAAUGGUAUUGGCGAUGAAAAUCAAAAUGACCGUACUAGUGUUGAGGGUACUGUAAAUAAUUUAGAUGCCAGUCCUGAAAAUGAAUGUCCAACAAGUAGAAAGAGUGUAAAAAUGAUAGAAACUGUAAUUUAUCAAAGGAAUGUUAGUGACGGAAGUCAAAGCGUUGGAGGCGAGACAAAUGAGUCAGAUUCAUAUAAUCAACUGCAGAAGCGACAAUUAAAAGAAUUGAGAACUUUGGAUUUGGACUUGAAAGGACGACAUGAAGAACAGAAUGAUGAACAUCUCACAAAAAGUCAUAUUAUUGAAACAAAUCAUAUCAAAUAUAACGAUGUUAUUAAUGGUGGCGAGAACGUUCUAGUAGAAUUAAGACCAUAUAGAGAGCUGACAGAGAAUCUUACUACAACAAAUGAAGGCCGUUCUAUAGAGAUUGUAUGGAACGAACCGAAACCUUUUGAAUGGAGAAAAUUCAAGCCUCUAACUAGACAAAGGGCGUCUCAAGAGCGAAAAGAGUUGAUGAAGUAUUGUAAAUGUUACGAAAACCAAUCGAAAAAGUCAUCUAGACGCUGAGAAGGUGUUAAAUAUUGAUGCUUCUUUACUUACUUUCACGGAAAAUUCCGUAAAUCAAUGGGUUACAUACUAAUUUGUUAGACAAUAACUUACGUGCCAUCGCAAAUCAUUUAAUCAAGUAGUCAUAUACAUUAUAUAACGUUACUUAAUUUGAAGUGUUAACUUUAAUACAACCAUAAAGCUUGAUAGCACAUUUGAUGUAAUAGUACUUCUGACUGAAGACGAUCUUGAUAUUUAUAUUUUAUUUUAUUAUUUUUUAUAGAGUAUUCAUAUACUUGGUAUACAGUUUUAACAUACUUUGACAAACAAACGUAUAACUUACACUGAUUGGUUUGCUCACUUUAAGAACUAUACAUAGGCACGCACAUGCAAACACCGACACAUAAGGCAACAUAGGGGCCUCCUUGGCCGAGUGGUUAAGGUCGCUGAAUUCAAAUCACUUGCCCCUCAUCGAUGUGGGUUCGAGCCUCACUCACUUCAUAGUAUAAUGAAGUACAUGCAUUUGUAUGAAUAUUUAUAUGUAAGUACCAUAUGUACAUGUUACAAGAUUUAAAAUAUUGCUUUUAUGUUGAACAACUGAAUCGAAUUAUAGCAAGAGAUUACACACAUACAUGUAUAGGUUCUGCAUAGUUAUACUCAUAUAACAUGUGAUUGUAUUUGAGGGUACAAAAGAAGCUUUAGUGACAUUAUCGAUUGUAUAUAUGUUUGACACAAUAAGUACUUUGAUUUAUUUCACUUUGGUUCCAGUGAUUGUCAUUGUGAUGUAUCAUGUGCAAAUAACUGUUGGUAUGGGCCGGAAGCCAACAUCAAUAAAAUCAUUGUCAUUGUCACUCGGGCGUUGAAUUCUUCAUGUGAGGAAGCCAUCCAGCUGGCUUACGGAAGGUCAGGUGCCCGCUCGUGAUAAAAUAAUGCAUGGAGGGACACCUUGGGUCUUCCUCCACAAUUAAAGCUGAAAUGUCGUCAUAUGACCUAAUAUGUGUCGGUGCGACAUUAAACCGAACCAAAAAUAAAAACAAACAAAAAAUCACAGGGCAACACAUAUGUACGCACACGCAUACAUAUAUAUACAUACACAUAUACUUAUAUACAUACGUACGCCUACUCCCACAUACAUUCCUUACAUAUCGAUGCUGCUGCAUUCAAUCGUUCAAGCACAAACUGCAUUAUAUGAAAAAAAAUUAUAAUCACAUUUAAUAUAAAUUGCAGUUUUUACUAAAACUUUCUUACAAUAUCCUUUCUGGGAUUUACAGUAUGACAUAGUUCUUGUAGACAUUUCAAACCAAAAUUGAAACGUAAACGUUAACAUAAUCUAACUUCGUACUUGACAAUCGAGGACUUCCUCAACUAUACAUCUAAACAACGAAUAAUAAACACCACAGGAAUUCGUUGUUUAAGAAAUAAUAAAUAUGUCCCUAUAUUUUAUCAGUUAAUAAAAUAUGGGCAGGAGUUCGGAUGCGUAAUAAUUAAAUCACGAGUGCGUAGCACGAGUGAUUUAAUAUUCGCAUCCGAACGACUGCCCAUACUUUAUUAACUGAUAAAAUUAUUGGAACAUAUUUAUUAUUUCGAUUCUAACCACGCAAAUUCUGCGCAUUUUACAGCACUACAUUUUAGCUCAAUAUGUCAUUCGGCUGGCCAUAUGCUAUUACAAAAACCUCC
This is a messenger RNA of Mercenaria mercenaria, 3068 nucleotides long. RefSeq lists its product as uncharacterized. The record is from RefSeq and is a predicted model, not a curated record. NCBI's taxonomy places the organism in Eukaryota, Metazoa, Mollusca, Bivalvia, Venerida, Veneridae. The coding region runs from base 171 to 1412 and encodes 413 amino acids. The transcript is spliced from 2 exons.